Molecule: messenger RNA, 2253 nt
Organism: Eremothecium sinecaudum
Lineage: Eukaryota; Fungi; Ascomycota; Saccharomycetes; Saccharomycetales; Saccharomycetaceae
Gene: YPP1
Product: Ypp1p
Exons: 1
Coding region: 1-2253 (750 amino acids)
Molecular function (GO): protein binding
Source: RefSeq, a predicted model, not a curated record
AUGAUCAGAUUGAAGACAAGUAGAGGGACUAUGGACUCAACGAACGUUGUGGAUCCUAUUGCGGCUGCUUUAGAGGCCCGUCUAGUGGGCUUGAAUGCAGUCGGAAGCGGUGACAGUAUUCUAGACAGUAUCUUAGCGUUACAUUACCGUGUAAUGUUCCAUACUUUCGAUGAAAAUUCGGACUUAUCAAUGUGGAAGGUACUAUUAGAAGAUAGUCAGAAGCUGGAACCAGAUGUUUCUGAGGAAUUGCAUUCUGCAAUACUCAAAAAUGUCUCUGGAAUAGCAAAUUAUUACCUUGGUAACGGAAUGGAGGCUGACAGGCUUUUGUACGCGUUGGGAACUAUCGAUGGUGUUAGGGAACAAUACUUUAAUUUCUGGUGUCUUUUGCAGCUAGAAAAUCUAUGCUACAGAAUUAAAAUGGGAUCUAUAGUUGAUUUACAGGUUCUGCAAUAUUGUCGUACAAUUCCCAAAGAAUCCUACACAUUAGUUUGGUACUAUUUGGAAAAAUUGAUUACAUCUACCACAUUUACUUGGAAGGAAAUUCAAUCCGAAUUUGGGAGCAGCCCAAUGAGCUAUUUGUUUGGCAUUCUUGUUGAUCAGAAAUUCCCAGAGGCUGAGUUGAUAAGUUAUUGUAAAAAGUUACUGGCGGGGUCGAGGUUCCCAUCUGCGCAUGAAAGCAACAAUUUUGAGCUGGAGGAAUUCUUCGCAGUAUUACAGUUUUACUUUCGCAGGGCUACUGGACCUCUUUCACGGGAUUGGGGCGCUAUUAUCGAAAGAGCUGUAGCAGUUACUUUUCAGAGCAUCAGUAUUUCAAAGGCUGCAAUAUUUUAUUACUUCAGCGUGGGUGAAGACCGUGUUGGGUUGUUGAAUUUCAUUAAUUUCAUUAAUUACUCCGAGCGUCGUCGUAGAUUGACAGGUACUUAUGACGUGAUUUCUCUCAUUGAUGCCUACGGUCAAGUUAUGAAGCGAGACACUAUCCCUGAGGAAAUCGGUCAAACUUUUAGCAGGGUAAAGUCUUUGGCCAAAUACAAACAGAUUGUAAGCGAAUUUUACCAGUAUUAUAAUUUGAAGCUAAUUUCGAAUGAGGACAGUAUAGACUGGUUCUCCAACUCUUUCCAAUUGUGGGUUCCUUCGAAUUUGGCUAGAGCGCUUGCAGAUGCCUGGUACUUGUUUUAUCAGUAUGAGAAAAGCUCCUUAACACACCUGCUACAAAAGGACUUGAGUUAUUAUCUUGCGAAUGCAAUGUGCUUGGAUUCCAAUAACCUCGAUAUAAAGUUUCAGUACGCCUAUGUGUUGGCGUCAAUGAGACGUAUAGAGAAAUGCGUCAAGUUUCUAAAAACUGCCGUCUUGAACGUGGCCCCAGAAGACUACAAAUCAUGGCACCUCUUGGCACUGUGUGAAUCUAUCCAAGAGAACAAAGCGGCUUCUUUAAAGAUCGUUUGGUCAGUCUUAGAAGCGAUGACAGAAGCAGCUGAAGAGGGCAGAUUAAAGGUCGUAGAUAAAUGGCAACUCAUACAUUUAAAGUUGACUCAAUUAUCACUAGUAAAGGAAACCGUUGGUAUUAAGGAUGCCCUAGAAAUGCUCCCUGAAGUAUAUCAGCUAUACUCAAUGUUGUUUCCUACUACUGACGAGAAUAGCAAUGACGAGUGCAGGAUCGGUCCACAACAUAAACAAACUAAAGAGUACUUGUUCCAGUCUAUCUGGUUCUUUGCUGCAAAGUUGUUCAUACAAGACAAUGACCUAGCUAAUGCACAGGAGGCAAUUGACGAAGCUAAGCGAGUUACCACCAGCUUCACAAAUCUUAACGUCAAUACUACAAAGGGUUACAUAUCGUUAUCAACUGAUAACUUAACCGCCAUGAACGAAUUCCAAAACGUGCUAUGUUUUGAUCCAGCCAACAUUGACGCCAUUGUAGGCUUCGCCAAGGUCCUAUACCCUGAUGCGAAUGACAAAGUGGAGAACUUUACCAGGCAUAAGAGCGUCACUGUUCACGAUUCGAAUCAUGGCCCGUCCCCAAUCAGUGCCUUUGCAAACGAAAAGGACCGGUCUGCAGCUGUUGCGCAGUUGAAACUAAUGCUAGAGAGCUGUAUUGAACGUUCCAUAGAGGGGUAUCACACCCCGGAGAUAUGGUGGUAUGCCUCUAAAGUGUAUGAUGAAUAUAAGGAUUCCGAUAGGUUAGAAGAGGCGCUAUGGCAAUGUAUUAAGUUUGAAGAACUAAAGCCCAUUCGUGGAUUCAAGAACUGCGCCUUCUAG